UUGCGUGAGUGGCAGACAAAUAAAAAUAUAAAUAAAUACAAGAAAAAAAACCAAUUGCAAAUUCUCUGAGGCGCGCAGCUGUUGGAAACAAGUCGAGGCGUGUGCCAAUAAAAAAAAAACACACAAAAUUUGGCUAGCACAAAAAUAAAACGAAAACUAAAAAUAAAUAUUACUUAAAGAGUAAUAUAUAUAUAUAUGUUGAAAAGUUAUUAAACACAAUGUGGCGCCUCUUAAUACUCUGCCUGUGCCUGCUGAGCUAUGUGGCAGGCAAUCAGCACUUGCAACGCGUCGAUGCACAAAAUCUGGAUGACGACGACUAUUACAACGAUAACGAGCCCAACGACUCUAUUAACAGCGACAUCCACUUUAAUCACGACAACUGGCUAAGGAUAACAACGCAUAGUGCAACCUCCUCGCCGCCGCCAAGCGAGUGGCAGCAUUUGAAGCGUCUGGUGCGACAUCCCUACGUAGGACGCCAAAGUCCGCAUGCCCCACACGACAAUCGCUUGGAUGGCGACGCAGCAAGCGCAAACUCAAACGCAAACGCAAACGCUGCCGCCGCCUUUGAUGAGAACGAAAAGGGCUAUCAAUCAGAUCAGGCAAUUGGUGUGCUGACCAGACAGAAGGAGCAGGAAGUGGGCACGCCGGAGAAGGUGCAGAGUAGUCUGCGCCAGUACCAGGAACUAACCAGAAAUCAAUUGAAAGACAAGGCUACUCUACAUGUGCGACGCAUGCUAAUCGAGGGACUCUGCAAGCUGCCCCAACCCCGCAUUAUCUACAUGAACAACGAAACCUCCAAGCUGUAUUCACCACGAGUGACGCGACUGCAUCGCUGCGACAAAUACACAGGCUGCUGUCCGGAUCCGACAGACGAGUGCUCCGUGAAGAGCAAAGAAACCGUAGAGCUUGUCUUCUGGGUGCUCGAGGCGGGCAGUCAACGCGCCCAUGCGCAGACCGUGCAAAUGACAAAUCACACCGAAUGCGGCUGCGUCAAGUCGUCGAGUCUACGCAGCAAGCGCAGCUCUGGCGCCUGCCGCUGUCCCAUGCAUUUCAUCAACUUUAGUGAGGCAACUCAGCUGCAUUGCCGCUGCGAUUGUCAUUUAAACAAUGCAACGUGUCAGCGUCUAAAGAAUGGCGAGGAAGGCUUUGCGCUCUCCGAGCGACGCUGCAUUAGCCAGUCAAAGUGCGAGCAGCCGAUUUGCAAUUAUGGCAGCUACAGUCAACACAGCGGACGCUGCCCACGACCCUCGCAACAGCAGCAACAGCAACGUCAAAGAGAAUAUGGCUAAGCUUUUAGUUUGUUGUUGCAACAUUUCUUGCUGCCAUGCAAAAACAUACAACAUAGCAAUCCAGUUCUGUGCAUACAUUAAAUUUUCAUUUAAAAUUUAACAUAAAAUACACAAACAUAAAAUAGAACAUGUGAUGAAAGUUUGGAAUUCGCAGCAGCCUUAAAAUGUGUACUUAAAAUUGAGCAAAAUUCAACAACUGUCUAAUUUAAUUAUCAAGCGCGUCGUUAUAAACAAAAGCUUUGCACAGAUUUCGCACGCCUUGGUUAUAUAUAACAAAUUGAAUUGCAUUAAAAACUUUUGUAAAAAGCACAACUUUUAUACUAAAAGUCAAAAUUAUACGAAUUUUGUUUGUGAGCUACUUUCAUACUUAAAUUUAAAAAUGCCUGCAGUUAAUGAUUUUACUAUUAAGCCACUACUAUUUAGCUCUUAAGUUAUUUAAGUGAAUUGUUUAAACGAAAUGAACUGCUAUUGUAAACAAUAAUUUAAAUACUGUCGCUUAGCUCAGCACAAAAGAAAAACGUAAAUUGAGUGAAGAGCAAA
This is a messenger RNA of Drosophila busckii, 1829 nucleotides long. RefSeq lists its product as uncharacterized. Lineage: Eukaryota; Metazoa; Arthropoda; Insecta; Diptera; Drosophilidae. Bases 219 to 1289 code for a protein of 356 amino acids. Gene Ontology annotation, cellular component: membrane. The record is from RefSeq and is a predicted model, not a curated record. The transcript is spliced from 4 exons. Gene Ontology annotation, biological process: hemocyte migration. Gene Ontology annotation, molecular function: growth factor activity.